AUGGCCGCCGCCGCCGCUGCCUCCACGCCGCGGAACCACCGCUCGCCGCGCACCAACACCACCAGCUCCUACCCGGCCGCCUACUCCUACUCCACCUCCUACUCCACCGCCUCCUCCUCCGCGGCCUCCCUCGCCGCGCUCCGCGACUCCCUUCCGGAGGUGCCGCUCCUCUUCACCUUCCACGACCUCGCCGCCGCCACCGCCAACUUCUCCUCCUCGCACCGCCUCGUCCCCGCCGCGCCCUCCUCCUCCAACUCCUUCCGCUGCUCCCUCCGGGGCCACCCGGCCGCCGUCUUCCGCCGCCCGCUCCGCCGCGACGCGCGCGAGGUUGCCGCGCGCCUCGCCGUCCUCGGCCACUGCCACCACGCCGCCAUCGCGCGCCUCCUGGGCGCCGCCGCGUCGCCCGACCGCACCACGCUCUUCCUCGCCUACGAGCUCGUCCCCGAUUCGGCCCCGCUGUCGGCGCUCCUCCGGAACCCCAAGAACCCGUCCUUCACCCCGCUCGCCACCUGGCACUCGCGCCUCCAGCUCGCCGCCGACGUCUGCGACGCGCUCUACUACGUCCACCUCCAGGCGGACACGAUCCACAACCGCCUCUCCGCAUCCUCCGUCCUCGUCUGCGGCGACGGGCCGCUCCCCCGCGCCAAGAUCGCUCAUUUCGGCGCCGCCGACCUCGCCGGCGAGCUCCCGGUCGAGCAGAAAGACGACAUCGAGGAGUCCUCUUCCAGGGGCAGCAGCUCCGGGUCCGGAGGCCACCGCCGCAGCAGCAGCCGGGGGAGGCGGAUCGAGGGCACGCGCGGGUACAUGGCGCCGGAGCUGGUGGCGGGCGGGCCGCCGUCGCCGCGCUCCGACGUGUUCGCGCUUGGCGUGGUGCUGCUGGAGCUGGUGUCCGGGCAGGAGCCGGUGCGGUACGAGAUGGUGAACCGGGGGACGGGCGAGUACCAGAGGACGUCGCUGAUCGAGACCGCGGAGGCCGCGGCGGCGGAGGGCGGCGGUGAGGGGAUGCGCCGGUGGGUGGACCGCAGGCUGAGGGACUCGUUCCCCGUGGACGCCGCGGAGUCGCUGACGGCGCUGGCGCUGCGGUGCGUGGCCAAGGACCCCCUGGCGCGGCCGGACAUGUCGUGGGUCGCCGCCAAGGUGUCCAAGCUCUUCCUCGAGGCGCAGGAGUGGGCCGCCAAGUUCCGCGUCCCCACCGACAUCUCCAUCUCCAUCGCCCCAAGGUGA
Messenger RNA from Setaria italica (foxtail millet), 1224 nucleotides. RefSeq names its product lysM domain receptor-like kinase 3. Gene Ontology annotation, biological process: protein phosphorylation. NCBI's taxonomy places the organism in Eukaryota, Viridiplantae, Streptophyta, Magnoliopsida, Poales, Poaceae. Bases 1 to 1224 code for a protein of 407 amino acids. The record is from RefSeq and is a predicted model, not a curated record. The transcript has a single exon. Gene Ontology annotation, molecular function: protein kinase activity; ATP binding.